AUGAUCAGAGGGAGACCCACUUUCAAAAAAUUUAAAUGUCUUACAUGUCUAUUCAUUCCACGCAAUAACAAACAUGAACCCGAUCCCGACAAAAAUGAAGAAGAUUUGGCCGAUAAAUUUGCGCAGUUCCUGGACACGAGAGGUGCCCUGUCCGAGCUCCAACAGCUCUGGAACAACGCUGAAACCAAUGUAGAGGAACCCGCCUGCAGUAAAUGGGAGGGUCAGAUCUCCGAUCUGGACAGUGGUGCCAAAAAGACCGGGCGAAACGGCGUUUUGAUCCGAUCCAACGGUCUCAUUGGCCGUCUUGGACAGGGUCUGGAUCGAGAUACCGAUCACAGUGCCCAAGUAUGCUCCAAUGGCCGUGACAAAUUGCGAGCUCAUGGCCUGCCAUUUGGUGAAACCACCCUGAAUCAACAGGGCAAAAUCCCCCACUUCGUGUGGGAUCUCGUGGAAAAACACCGCCAAUGUUGUAGUGCAGCCGACCGUGUUGGAGAUGUAGAACGAGGACGCAAUGGCCAGUCCGUCGGUAAUAUUGUGACUGAGAUCGUGGGACUCGUGUUCGAAAUGGGAAUUGAGUUCCUGGACAACCUGACAUUGAUCCAGCUUUUCGUUCAACAGGUCCAGGUCCAAUGUUCCGUCUUCAAAGAACAAUUGUUUUGUAGAGGCGACCGGGUUCUUGAACGAGAACGCACUGGCCACUGCCAAAAUGGCAAAGAUACUAAACACCUUGGAAUAAAGCAUUUUAUAAAUAAAAUCAAGGCAAAAAAAACAUUUCGACAUUCUAUAUUUAUAUCCACCAUGUUGCGCAGAGAACCAACCACAAUCAAAUUGACGCCCGACGAUGUCAAGGAGUUCUACCGAGAACAGACGUACAACACGAUUGUGGGCACCACAGAGAUGGAGAACCAGAACCAGGGAGUGGAGAGAGAACAAAAGUCCAUCAAGGAGAGGGUGUUGGGAGAAAGAGAACAUAGUCGAUAA
Ogataea philodendri is the source of this 981-nucleotide messenger RNA. RefSeq lists its product as uncharacterized. The transcript has 3 exons. Gene Ontology annotation, cellular component: anaphase-promoting complex. Gene Ontology annotation, biological process: anaphase-promoting complex-dependent catabolic process. NCBI's taxonomy places the organism in Eukaryota, Fungi, Ascomycota, Pichiomycetes, Pichiales, Pichiaceae. The record is from RefSeq and is a predicted model, not a curated record. Bases 1 to 981 code for a protein of 326 amino acids.